GUCAGACUCCUGGGAGGGAGGGGGUUUCUAGAUUUGUGUGAAUUUGAUAUCCUUAAUCACGGGAACUUUUCCAACUAGCAGGAGGCGGUUUGUAAGGAACAGAUGAUUGACAGGCCCCCGAUGACAUCAUGGUACGACAAAAAGAGUCGCUGGAGAGAAGGCACCAACCAAUUGGACCUUUACGGAGCGGCGCGCAGAGGAGAGGAGACGCAGCGCGCAGAGGAGUGACUCUGAGGGGGCAUCUUUCCUCAACAGCAGACUUUUCAAUUCUUCUUUUCCAUUUGAUUUUUACGUUUUCACAUUGCGUUCAAACAUCUCUGCUCUCGUAUCGGUUAUGCCUGCGCAAAGCCGCUUUCCCAUAGAGCUCACUUAAGGCUUUUUUUGUUCCUUUUUUCCCCUCCGUGCUAACCGAAGCUGUCGAAAAUAUGUGCGAGAGGCGAUCCGUGCAUGCGGGUAAGGGCUGUCUGUGGUCCCCCAAGGAGAAACAAAGUGGAUUAAACUGGAGUUAAUGUGGAAUUUAUCGGAGCUCAAAGGCGGAACCAAGACCGGACACAGCGCUUCCUCGUCAGGUGUCGCUGGAAGGAGCUGCGGGACUCAUCCCCGAGGUCGGCCGAAGGAGGUACAGCGAGUCAGGGAGGCAGAGCGCAGGGCAGUCGGACAGCUUCCUCCACGAGUUCGAGCUUCGGCUUCUCAACAUGUUCGGGCUGGGGCGCAGGCCCACCCCCAGCAAGCAGGCUGUGGUGCCGCAGUACAUGCUGGACCUUUACCACAUGCACUCUGCGCACGGGGAGCACAGCGCCAGGCGUCCCAGGAGCAUGGGAAAACACGCGGAGAGAGCCGCCAGCAGGGCCAACACGAUUAGAAGCUUUCACCAUGAAGAAGCGAUGGAGGCCCUGGCCAGUCUGAAGGGCAAAACAACCCAGCAGUUCUACUUUAACCUCACCUCCGUUCCCGAGAAGGAGCUCAUCACCUCUGCAGAGCUGCGCAUUUACAGGGAUCAGGUGAAAGGGGGCGCAAACAGCAGCAACAGCAGCACGCCUGGUGCCGGUGGCGUCCACCGCAUCAACAUUUAUGAGAUGUUUGGACUUCCUGCUUCAAAAGGCACAGACCCUCUGGUGCGUCUGCUGGACACCCGGCUGGUACAGGACUCUUUAAGCCGCUGGGAAAGCUUCGACGUCAGCCCCGCCGUGUCCAAGUGGACCUCGGGGAAAGGCCACAACCACGGCUUCAUGGUGGAGGUGCUUCACCCAGGAGAAGGGGACGGUGAGCACGGGCAAAGACAAAAAAGGCACGUCAGGGUGAGCCGGUCCUUGCACCAGGACCAGGACUCGUGGCCUCAGGUGCGGCCGUUGUUGGUGACGUACGGUCACGACGGCCGCGGGGACUCUGUGCUCCAUACAAGGGAAAAAAGGCAAGCAUCCCUCCGCAAGCAGCGCAGGAAAAACCAUCACAAAGCCAGCUGCAAGAGGCACGUUUUGUAUGUGGAUUUCAGCGAUGUGGGAUGGAACGAGUGGAUAGUGGCACCCCCUGGCUACGAUGCCUUUUAUUGCCACGGGGAAUGCCCCUUCCCCUUACCAGACCACCUCAAUGCAACCAAUCAUGCCGUAGUGCAGACUCUUGUCAACUCGGUCAACUCGAACAUCCCCAAAGCCUGCUGUGUGCCCACUGAACUCAGCCCCAUCUCCCUGCUCUACCUGGAUGAGUUCGAGAAAGUGACUCUGAAAAACUACCAGGACAUGGUGGUGGACGGCUGCGGCUGCCGGUGAAAAACCCACGCUUCAAUAGCUGUUAUGGACACCCAGUUUCCCAACAAAGACAUUUAUUUAUAUGAGAGAAACUCAUAUCAGAGAUAGAAAAAAAAAAUAUAUAUGAAUAUAUUUAUGUCUACAUAAAGUUGGGAAAAGAAAUAAAUAUUUCAAUCAAAGGAAUUUUCCUUUACUGGUUUUGACCAUGUAUUUCUGAUGUACAUUUUGAAAUGGGUGCAAUACCACAUGAAGUAUAUUGUUCAGAUUUUUAUUUUGUAUUUAUUUCUAUUAUAACCACUUCCCUUGUAAAUAAAUUAUGUGUAUUUAUCGUGGAAAGAAGA
Molecule: messenger RNA, 2086 nt
Organism: Oryzias latipes (Japanese medaka)
Lineage: Eukaryota; Metazoa; Chordata; Actinopteri; Beloniformes; Adrianichthyidae
Source: RefSeq, a predicted model, not a curated record